This is a messenger RNA of Ambispora gerdemannii, 1566 nucleotides long. Lineage: Eukaryota; Fungi; Glomeromycota; Glomeromycetes; Archaeosporales; Ambisporaceae. The record is from the annotation of a GenBank genome assembly.
AUGGUGGACUUUCUGGAUAAAUUAAAAAAACUAGGUUUUGAUUAUGCUACUUCUUCGGGUAUUAGCAUUUCCCCUUGGGAAUUAGGAACCAUAGUUGACAAGGAAAAAUUAUUAACGCAAGCUGAAGCAAAAAUUAACCAAGCUGACAGUUAUUAUUCCCAAGCCCGGGCAAGUAGUGAAAACUUAACCCAAAUUUUUGCUAUGCGGGGUCAUACCACUAAUUAUUUGGGAGAGGUCAUUGAAACGCCUAUUACUUCUUCUUUAUGGGAAGGGUUAUCACCCUUGGAGUUUUUUAUUUCUGUUUACGGAGCCAUUAAAGGCAUGAUUGACCUCGCCUUAAAAACCGCCGAAGCGGGUUAUCUAACCCGACGUUUAGUAGAAUCUAGUCAAAAUAUCACUAUCACUUCUUCUGAUUGUCAGACUCAAGCGGGAGCACUACGGGAAGAAAACAUCGAACUUCCUCUCACUAAACAGGUAUAUGGGCGUUAUUUGGCUGACGAUAUUGCUAACAAGAAAAAGGAAAUUAUUCUAACCCGCAAUACUCUCUUGUUAGAAAAAGAAAUAAAAAUCAUUCAAGAAAACCAAAUUAGUUCCGUUUGCAUUCGCUCACCUUGGCACUGUGAGACCGAAGGAGGAAUAUGCCAAAAAUGUUAUGGCUUAGAUUUGAGUAGACCCGGUGAAACCAUUGCCCUGGGAACCGCUGUCGGAAUAAUUGCUGCUCAAUCACUCGGAGAACCAGGAACCCAACUAACUAUGCGAACUUUCCACACUGGUGGAAUAUCCAGCGAAGAAGACAUUACCCAAGGAUUACCCAAAGUUAAGCAAAUAUUUGACAAUAUUAAACCGGAUAAAGAAGAAAAGGCUAUUUUAGCAAAAAGUGAAGGGAUAAUAAGCAGUAUUACAGCAAUUGACAGUAAUGAGACCAACUUCUCUCGGCUAAUUAAGCAAAAAGACCAAGCGGGAGCAGAAAUUAUUUAUCCCAUUGAGAAAGAGCGACUAGUUCGAGUUCAACCCGGAGAAAAGGUGAAAAAAGGACAAAAGUUGACGGGAGGGAAAAUUGAUUUAGAGGAAUAUUUAGAAAUCGUAGGCCGGGAAGUUUGCCAAAAUUAUAUUAAAGAAGAAAUAAGAAAAGCCUAUAAUAAUCAAGGCAUUGAAAUUGCUGAAAAGCAUAUCGAAAUAUUUGCUUGUCAAAUGCUAUCAAAGGUUGAGGUAAUAGCAGGAGGAGAUAGUGAUUAUUUAGGCGGAGAUAUAGUAAAUUAUCAACAAAUCCAAAAAAAUAAUAACUUUCUGCUAAGCAGCAAAAAAAAACCUAUUAUCUUUAAAGAUAUUAUUUUUAGUCUAAAAGACUUGGCUUCUCACCCUCCUUCUUUCUUAGCAGGCAUAUCUUUCCAAAACACCUUAAAAGGGUUAGUGGAUUAUUCCUUAUAUCAACCUAUUGAUUAUUUACAAGGCAGCAAGGAAAGUUUAAUUGCCGGACAGUUAAUCCCCGUUGGCACUGGAUUUAAAGAGCGGGGGAAAUACACCAAAGGAACAACCCGCAGCAAGUCCAAAGAGCAAACUUUUUAA